Molecule: messenger RNA, 3143 nt
Organism: Centropristis striata (black sea bass)
Lineage: Eukaryota; Metazoa; Chordata; Actinopteri; Perciformes; Serranidae
Gene: uckl1b
Product: uridine-cytidine kinase 1-like 1b
Exons: 15
Coding region: 269-1873 (534 amino acids)
Cellular component (GO): cytoplasm
Molecular function (GO): ATP binding; kinase activity
Source: RefSeq, a predicted model, not a curated record
CUCUCCCUCUAUUGCUCUGAAUGGAAGAAACAGAAAGCUAAAAAAAUGUUUAAAGUUUCGUUUCUCAUCUAAUGUGACUCCCCUCUAUAUUAGCCACCCUUAACAUCACUCCCUGUCUGGGUGUGUUGUACCAGAGGGCAGCACUGUUAAGUGCUUUAUUGUGCAAGAGUGUGUAUAAAUACUGUAUACCUGUUGGAAACAAUACAGGAUUCAAACACAACUUGCGAAGUAGACACAGUGGGAGCCUCCCUGAUAUUUUUCUCCAGUUAUGAACUCUCUACCAUCUGACUCAGGAGCUAGAAUAUCUGGCUGUUGGACUCUAAGAUCUGAUGGCGGUGGAGGUGGUGAGGGAUCACUAGACCGGCUUCUCCCCUCAGUAAGCCCAGGCCUUUCACCCAGGAAAAGGACCACCAGUCAGUGUAAAUCUGAGCCUCCUCUCCUCCGCACCUCCAAACGAACCAUCUACACCGCAGGCCGCCCACCCUGGUACAACGAACAUGGAGCGCAGUCCAAAGAGGCCUUUGUCAUUGGUCUGUGUGGCGGCAGCGCUUCAGGAAAGACGACCGUAGCCAGGAAAAUCAUUGAAGCUCUAGAUGUUCCAUGGGUUGUACUACUGUCAAUGGACUCUUUUUACAAGGUCCUGUCCCCAGAACAGCAGGUCCUGGCUGCCAGUAACGACUAUAACUUCGACCACCCUGAUGCCUUUGACUUUGAUUUGCUGACCCACACCCUGCGCAAACUCAAACAGGGCAAGAGCGUCAAAAUCCCCGUGUAUGACUUCACAACUCAUGGGAGACAGAAGGAGUGGAAAACGGUUUAUGGAGCCAGUGUCAUCAUCUUUGAGGGGAUCAUGGCCUUUGCAGAUAAAAAGCUCUUGCAGUUGCUGGACAUGAAGAUUUUUGUGGACACAGACUCUGACAUCCGGCUGGUGCGUCGGCUGAGGAGAGACAUCACAGAGAGAGGCAGAGACAUUGAGGGCGUCAUCAAACAGUACAACAAGUUCGUCAAGCCGGCGUUCGAGCAGUACAUCGAACCCACAAUGCGCCUGGCUGACAUUGUGGUGCCACGUGGUGGUGGUAACAUGGUGGCGAUCGAUUUGAUUGUUCAGCAUGUUCACAGUCAGCUGGAGGAGCGCGAGCUCAGCGUCAGGGCAGCCCUGGCUUCUGCACACCAGGCCCAACCCCUCCCCCAGACCCUCAGUGUGCUGGAGAACACACCCCAGGUCAGGGGCAUGCACACCAUCAUCAGAAACAAGGAAACCAGCCGCGAUGAGUUCAUCUUCUACUCCAAGAGGUUGAUGCGUCUGUUGAUCGAGCGAGCGCUCUCCUUCCUCCCUUCGCAGGUCCACGUAGUGCAGACCCCCCAGGGAGAGGAUUAUGAAGGCAGGACUUUCCACGGGAAGAGGAUCACAGGAGUGUCCAUCCUGCGAGCCGGGGAGACGAUGGAGCCGGCUCUGAGGGCCGUCUGUAAAGAUGUCCGCAUUGGCAAAAUCCUCAUCCAGACCAACCAGGACACAGGAGAACCAGAGCUUCAUUACCUGCGUCUACCCAAAGACAUCAGUGAAGAUCAUGUGAUCCUGAUGGACUGCACUGUGUCCACUGGAGCUGCUGCCAUGAUGGCUGUACGAGUCCUACUGGACCAUGACGUUCAGGAGGACAAGAUCCUGCUGGUGUCUUUGUUAAUGGCAGAAAUGGGAGUCCAUUCAGUGGCCUACGCCUUCCCUCAGGUCAAAAUCAUCACCACAGCUGUUGACAAGAAGGUCAAUGACCUCUUCCACAUCAUACCUGGCAUCGGAAACUUUGGAGAUCGAUACUUUGGAACAGAUGCACCGCCCGACUGGAGCGAUGAAGAGAUGGAUGAGCCCAGUUACUGAUUAAAUUACCGGCAGUGAACAAACUUGUUGUGUGAUUCAGGGCUGCGUCCCUCUGAGGACGAUACGAGGACACACUCUUCGCCUCUAUUGGACGGCAGCGCGCGCUCUUCAAGAUGCCCUGAAGAAUUAACUGAAAACCAGACAAACCCUUGCAAAUGUACAGUCACCUUGUUGAAAUUUUUAAAUAUAUUAUUUUAUCUUAUGUAAAUGCUGUUGUGGGAUGUUGUGUUAUGAAGUAUGAAAUAUUUUUAUAUGUACAGUAUGUUGUUUUGUCCAAAUAUUUUAUUUUAUUGUUUAAAUAGUGACAAUCUUUGAAAUUCGCAGGCAUGCUGCUUUGAAAAUAUCUAUAUCUAGCCUUAAGCCGUAUACUGUGGACGACAACUGAAUGUGAAUUUGCGCGUGCCGGAAAAGAAAAAGACAUCAAGCUUUUUAGUUUUUUUUUUGUUUUUACCACGACCUUCCACACAACUUUCACAAAAGUAAAAUCGGAACAUGAACUCGUGUUGCUCAACUUCCAUCGCCAUGAGCACUUUCUGAAGGACCAUUCAAUCGGAAAAUGUGUGGGUGUAUCUGCCUUUUUUUUAGCUCUCUAGUUCACCCUUUUCCUUUUUGUGGAUGCUGACCUAACCAGUUGAAACGGGUGUUGAAAAAACUUUUUUUCAUAAAACACCUAAAAGUAUGCACUUGUGAUGUAUAUUUAUGCAGAAUGUCCUUCAUUUGCAUAUUUUUAUCAUUGGAUAGAUCUGACCAGUCAGCAGACAAGUCAUGUAUCUUUUUGCUGCUAUGAAAAUGGGUCGUCUGCAUCUAACAAACAGAUCAAGUGUUUAUUUCUGUCCCACACAUCCUGAUCUUUGCCUCAUUUCACCAUGCAGCACAUGAGAUUCAUUGUUAAUAAAAAAAAAAGAAAAGGGCUGUUGACUUGAGAAUGCUUAUGAUCUCAGAACAUCUACAUGUCAAAAAGUGCAGCGUGCACAAAGCCCUGCUUGUGCCUUACCCUGCAGGGCUUUAGUAUCAGUAUUGAAUGGAAUUAUAUAUGUCUGUUAAAGUUGGUGCCUAUUUCAUAAUGCCUUUCAUAAUUAUUUUUACUAGUUGACCAGGUUGGUUAUUUGAACUGAUGCAAUGAGAUAUCAAAAGGUAAAGGAGUGAUGCAUAUUUAAAUAAUUUUGAUAUCAUUAUGAUCUCUUCAACAAGUUCACAAUUAAUUACCAUUAUACACAGGGUUCGUACGGGUGCUUGAAAACCUUGAAAAUACUUGAAUUUAAAUGUAUUU